AUGAGCGCGAGUUCAGAUACUGAAGUUAAAAAGCAGUCACUACUGCUGACGAUUUCAAAGUUGUCUAAAAAUGAGAUAGUAGGGAGAGACAUAUUUGGUAGAACUGUUCUUCAUAUAUUAAUUUUAACAAAUAGGCUUGAUUUAUUGAAACAUCUACUCAGAAAUAGUGAAGUUAAGAAAGUUUUACCACUAGCGGAUUACGAAAAUGGCUGGAAUUGUUUGCACUAUGUUUUUUUCUACAAAAGGAUAGCUUGCUUUACAUUAUUAUUAGAACAGCUAGGGAACAAUAAUAGCUUGCAAUCCAACACUUCCUUUUAUGAACUUAUGAGGAGCAAAGAUAGAAACAAACUAACACCAAUACAACUAUUAGGCAAUGAUUUCAAAGAUCUUUAUUGGAUACCUGAAUAUAUUGAUGAGAAUAACGAGUACCAUUUACAACAUCGGUUUAUUGUGAGCGAGGGUCAAUCACUGGAAGGAGCCAACAAGGAACCAUCUGCUCGAAGAACGAAGAAAUCUGAAUCCAAAUGGCUGCCAGAGUCAAGAUGUGGCUCAGACAUCUAUAUGUAUGGGUCUAAUAUCAAUAAUAAUUUAGGCGUGGGAGAUGCCUCAGAUCGGGCAAUUCCUUCUCGCUUGUCACAUAAAUUUUUCAGAGUUAAUGUCAACGAACAAGCUCUGAUUUAUGAAAAACUACAAAAACCAAGAUAUAGGUCGGUAAAGUUAUCAAAAAAUCAUUCUUUGGUGCUCACAAAAGACGGAAAUUUGUUUUCUUGUGGCGUGGGUUCUAAAGGCAGAUUGGGCCACGGGACAAAAGAUUUAGGUAACGAUUUUCGAUUUAAGCUCAUAGAAUUUUUUCAUUACAGUGGUCUCGGAUCUCAAACAUGCUGCCAACGAAAGAAAGUGAAAGAAAUAGCUAUUUCCAACCAUCAUUCAAUUGCGUUGACUUCGGAUAAUGAAAUAUACACAUGGGGAUUAAAUAACUUCUUUCAGUUAGGGCCCCUGGUUUCAUGUUCAGCUUCUGCUACGUUGGGUGGGUUUAAGGACCAAAAGGAGGCGUUUGAUGCAACACCUAGAGAAGUUUUAUGUGGCGAUUUGAGGCGAAAUACUCAUUUCAUUAGGGGAAUUGCUGCCUCAAAUGUUCAUUCUUUAGCUUUUGCGAAGAAUGACAUAUUUUUUUGGGGAUUAAAUCUAGGUCAAAUGGGGUUCACUACAGAUGUUGGUAAAAUACACGAGUUUAGACUGAGGGCCACAUUGUAUAAGGGAAGAAUUCAAGAGACUCCCAAGAAGAUAUCAUUGAGAGAGGAUAUCAAGUUUGUUGAAACUAGCGAGACCUGUACUUGUGUGAUAACAACUAAUAAUGAAAUUCACAUGUACUUCCAGCAUCAACAUUAUAAGCUUCCCAAGAUACCAGCCAAAGGGAAUCUUGAAAAUAAUUUUGAUGUAUUCAAGCCCACGAGGUUAACACAAAUGAUCAGUAUUGAAAAAGUUGCCUUAAGGAAUCAUCAAUCUAUUGCUCUUUUGCUCGAUAAUGGUGAUGUUGUAGGAUUCAAUUUAUCUCAGGAUGACUUCAGAAAUACAAAAUACAAUUUUGUGUGGAAAUCUUAUGACAGCGAUAUGCGAGCGGUCGACAUUGACGUAUCUGGUGAUGGCUCGAUAAUUCUUUGCACCAGGAAUGGUUCCUUAUUCCUCAAAUCAAAUCAGCCAAGACUGCGAAAAAAUUCGAUGGUUGAAUCGUCUAAAUCUUUGGUUCCUUUAUUUAAGAAUAAGUUCAGAAAAAUAGAAAGUAUGAAUAAAGUUACGAAGGUUGCUUGCGACUCUGAUUUUUUGUCAUUUGCGUUUAUCCGAGAUGAAAUUGAUGCAUUACCUUUUAAACUACAGAAAAAUGAUUUUUUUAAAGACAUUGAGUACCUUAGUGCCAUUAAUAAUGCGAAGUGUGAUAGGAAACAAGAGAUGAUUCUUCAAGAUCCCAGUGCAAAUGAUAAUUAUGUUACAGACUUUUUGUAUACUAGUAUAGUCAGAGAUAAGAAUUCCUCGCAAGGUUCCGCCUAUUCACGAGAUAUUCAAGGAGAAGAACAGCAUGAAGAUGACGAAGAUGAAGAAAAAGAAGAAGGUCACGAAGAAAUCAAUGACUUAAAGUGUUCUUUUGAUUUACUCUAUCGGAGACACAUCAGUAGAUAUGAUUCACUGACCCAUAAGAGGACAACGGUAAGGAAAACUUACCAGAAUUCAGUUUCAAAUGGUGUUGCCUCAAGAAUUCAUAACUAUUAUUUGGAUAAGGAGAUGGAAAUUAUAUUAAAGAGCUUAACGAAAGGAGAUAGAGAUUAUGAUUUUGUGAUAAAAAUACUCAAUAUCGAUGUUUCCGUUCCUUUCCAUAAAAAGAUAUUCGAAAAAAGGAGCCCCUUUUUUAAUAAAAUUUUGAACAAAUCUUUUAGCGGUAGAUUUGACGAAGGUGGCUUGACGGGGCACGUAGAUCUUAUUGAGAAGGUUAUAAUCAUUGAAAACCAAAUCGAUAUAAGAUCAUUACUUAUAUUCGUAUAUCUUGUCUACACCAACACAACGUUAAGCAUUUGGGAUCAAUAUCCCACUGGCUCAAAUUGCCCAUCUGAAAUAAGGGUCGUGAAAGAAGGCUUUGAAAGUCUUUUGCAUUUGUCUCAACUAGGAAACAGUUUUGGAAAACUACCUAAUCAAAGACAGUUUUUGAAAGCUUUCGAAAGCAUACUCGAAGAGAACGACGGGAACGUAUUAGUCAAUUUAAAGGAUGGUCUGACAACUUGUUACUCCCCUAUUCUUAUCGCAAGGUCUGCAUUUUUUGAAACAAUAUUUUCAACCAGAUGGACCACCAAUAUUUAUACAAUAAACUUCGAGUCAUUCAGCCGAUUUCAAUUUAAUGUGAUUUUGAUGCAUAUAUAUGGUAAAAGUAAUCAUGAUUUAUUCAACAUGUUUAGUGAAAUACUGAACAGUUGUGAUGAUUUUAUAAACCAUAUGUUGGAAUUCAUAGAAAUUGCCGACCAAUUAAUGCUCUUUGAUUUGAAAGAUCUUUUUCAGCUAGCUAUUAAGGAUCUCGUCACUUUGAAUAAUGUUCUCAUAUUAUUAUUGCAUGCAAAUAAUAUGAACGCAAAAAAACUUUUCAUGAAUUGUUGUUGGUUUUUUUACAACAAUCUUGAGAUAUUGUUGUUCGACCCCAUGAUCAAGGAAUUACCACUUGAUGUUUUGAAAUCUAUGGAAAGGCAUAUGAUUUUUUUUCAACGAUGUAAAUCAGUUGAUCUUUGGAAUUCAGGACAUGUCACUGGAUUAUACGAAGACAAAGGUUGGUUUAAAAAUAAUUCAACUUUUCUAAUUUCCUCAUUUCUCUUCAAUCGCAUUGAUUUCAAUGAGCUUUUUAUAAGUGAUAAAAAAGGAUGUAAUGGCUUUGAACCAUUAGUAGAAGCAAAAUAUGAAGAGAAAAAGUUUGAUUAUAAGCAAAAGAAUAGAAGUAAUUCAAGGAAGAGCUCAUCUAAUGGUUCCGACGUUGAUAUAUUCAGAAAAUUUGCUCAAUCGGAAAUACGCAAGGCGAAUGAAUCUGCAAUAGACGAAAGCUUUGAAGAAUUGGAACAGGAUUCUAAAGGGGAAAGCUCUAUUCAUAAUGCAUCAUCUACAAUAAUAACCCCUAAUGAAUCACUGUCUGAUAAAGAAUCAUUUAAAAUAAAUCGAAUACGCACAAGCCCUGAAACACCUCUCCUCUCUAAAGAAAAUCAAUCGGCUUUGAGCAAUCCUCAAAGAAAGAAUUCAACUCCUAUUAAUGCGUGGAAUUCUAAGCCGGAGACAUGCUACAUAGAGAAACAACCGAUAUUAGGCAAGGAAGUUUCUGCGAAUACCAAGGGUUCUUCUAAAGUGAAGAUAGGUCCAACUAUGCGUUUAUCACAAAAAGAAAGGAAAAGGUUAGCAAGCUCUAAUUAUAAUUAUAGUUGUGAGUCUACAACCAGUGGUAAUACGUGGUCUAUAGAUGGGCAAUACUCAUCUGGGAGCUCUGAAAUCUCAGUGAGUGAAAAAAGUUCCAUAAGAAAGGAUGAAAGUAACCAAAAUCUAAGUAAGGAUCACGAACCAUAUUCCUUGAACCCCAAAGAAGAGACUACGAACGUAUUGUCACUAGCUGAGGUAAUGCUCCAAGAAGCGCUUAAGGUUGAAGAAGCUAAGGAGAUACAGAGAGAACGUCAGUCGUUGCAAGAUAUUCAGAGGGAGCAAGAAUUUGCGAAGUGGUGGGAAGAGGAAACUGCGAAAGUUCAAAAGCAAAUGAUGCCACAAGAAAAAGGAGACUUGAAAAAAAGUAAUAGACAAAUUAAAUCAAAGGCCCCGAAGAGAAACAGAAAUAAAGUCAUCAAUUCUUUACCACGGUCUUCUAUGAGCCAAAAUUUAAAAAAUGAAAAGUGA
Molecule: messenger RNA, 4404 nt
Organism: Priceomyces carsonii
Lineage: Eukaryota; Fungi; Ascomycota; Pichiomycetes; Serinales; Debaryomycetaceae
Exons: 1
Coding region: 1-4404 (1467 amino acids)
Molecular function (GO): protein binding
Source: RefSeq, a predicted model, not a curated record